Messenger RNA from Austrofundulus limnaeus, 2870 nucleotides. It is a transcript of the gene tbx5b, whose product is annotated as T-box transcription factor 5b. Lineage: Eukaryota; Metazoa; Chordata; Actinopteri; Cyprinodontiformes; Rivulidae. Gene Ontology annotation, cellular component: chromatin; nucleus. The record is from RefSeq and is a predicted model, not a curated record. Gene Ontology annotation, biological process: positive regulation of DNA-templated transcription; cell fate specification; regulation of transcription by RNA polymerase II. Gene Ontology annotation, molecular function: RNA polymerase II cis-regulatory region sequence-specific DNA binding; DNA-binding transcription factor activity, RNA polymerase II-specific.
GUCCAUAACGGGGAAAGCAGAACCCGCCAUGCCCGGCAGGCUCUACGUGCACCCGGACUCUCCUGCAACAGGAGCGCACUGGAGCCGCCAGCUGGUCUCCUUUCAGAAACUCAAACUCACCAACAACCACUUGGACCCGUUCGGACACAUAAUACUGAACUCCAUGCACAAAUACCAGCCUCGACUCCACAUYGUCAAAGCGGAUGAAAACAACGGCUUUGGCUCAAAAAACACUGCUUUCUGCACUCACGUCUUCCCAGAAACGGCCUUUAUUGCAGUGACGUCCUAUCAGAACCAUAAGAUCACUCAGCUGAAGAUAGAGAAUAAUCCUUUUGCUAAAGGGUUCAGAGGCAGCGACGACAACGAGCUGCAUCGCAUGGCCAAGCUUCAGGGGAAGGAUUACCCCGUCGUGCCUCGCAGUACCGUUCGUCAGAAAGCUUGCUCUGCCGCAAGCCCCUUCAGUGGGGAGAGUCGGGGUCUGCGRAGCUCCCCUGAAGCCGUGGGGUCCCCCUACAGCUGCGAAGAUGGCUUGACCGGCGGCAGCCCUCAGGAGCUGCUGGGCSCUCCACCAACACACUUCAGCCACUCCCAUCCACACCUGCAGGCCGGCCCGCCGCAGGUUUACUCCUGYAGCAAGAGGAAAGCUGAAGAGAACUGCUCUUCAAGAAGCCACCACACGUACAAGAAACCCUUCCCUGAUGGCUCGCCGAGUGACGAGGACUCCUACUAUCACCCCUCCUCCUACCCCCCUCCUCCUCACCCGGGCUUAUCCAACCUCCCUGCUUUGGGUCUCACCAACUCUCCCUACAGCUCCGACCUGGGACAGCGUCAGGCCUGCAUGUUUGCGGGCUCGGAGCCCAGAAUGGAUGAAUUUAGCUGCGCGUCUUGGUCGUACACCUGCCCGCUUCCAACCACCAUCGCCCCCAUGGAGCCCUACCCGCCUUACACCCCUCACCCCCCUUACAGCUCCAGCCCUCAGGGCUCCCGGCUCAGUGUUUUAGCCCACCAGAGCUCGUCGCCGCUGGGGGAGCACAUCGUUGCCCACGAUCCCUAUCAGAGCCAGAGCUCCGGACUUCAUUCUCAGAGCUCCCACAACCUUCACGGCAGGCAUCUGGGCUCUCCUCUCCGGGAGUAUCCUCGCUACACCCCUAAUCUGUCACCGCCCCUCUACCAAACCCUAGACACUCACGCACACAUAAGGUGUGGAGUCCCAGAGUGGAGUGCAGCCUCCUAACUAAACCAGAAAACAAACGCGAAAAAUGAAUGGAAUUAAGAAAAAAAUCACUUAGCCCUCUUUCUGCUCUUCUUAGACAUGCUGAACUGUGUACAGACUGAAUACUUUUGUAAAGUUCUUUUUGUAAAGCGUGUGUUUCGUGCAAAGAUCUAGUGUUUAUUUCCUCUGCUGAGUGGAGCUGUGGACCAUUAAGACCUGAACUUGGACAUUGAUGAUGCUCUGGAAAAAAAAAAGGUGGCUCCUUCCAAGCAGCACAGUGAACAUUGUUGUAUUUUGGAAGCUGAAUGACUGAUGUCAUCCAGACUGUUUGCACUGUGAGCCGCUUUAAGGCCUGAACAUGAGCAGCACUGUGCUCUUUCUCUCUCUCUGAUCCUGAAGGAUGCAAACUGUGAUCCCCAUCAGACAGCUCCAUUUAUCAUUUCUCUGAACAGAACCCAAGGGAGACGUUUUCCUCCUCACGUUCAGUCUCAAUGAAGAAGAAAAGGCCAUUUGUGUGUGUGUGUGUGUGUGUGUGUGUGUGUGUGUGUGUGUGUGUGUGUGNGUGUGUGUGUGUGUGUGUGUGUGUGUGUGUGUGUGUGUGUGUGUGUGUGUGCAUGCAAAGCCUCUGUCAGCUCAGUUCAAGGAAGCUGAGAGUUCAUUUCCAACGAGACGAGCUGCAGGCGCCGCGCCAUUGAGAUAAACACUUUGUUUAGAACACGYGCCACGAGGCGGCGAGACCUGCAAACAUGAUUUCCGGUGCAUUCUGGGUAAAUGCACAACUCAGCGUCACACAGCUGUCACUGCUGUCCUCUCAGUCACCCCCCGCGUCCGACCAAUCAGCCUCCUCUGUUUACGGAGAAGCAGCCAAUGAAGGCUCGGGUCCGAUUUAUGCCCUGUUGACCAGUCAAAGUGGCAGUGUGUGUGUGUGUGUUUGUGUGCGUGUGUGUUUGUGUGCGUGUGUGUUUGUGUGCGUGUGUGUGUCGACCCAUUUUUGUUUGUGUGUGAAUUAUUCAUAAGUCUGCGGUUGAUCUCUGACGUGAGGAUUUCUCAGCAGCAGAAAUGAAUGUGAGGAUGUUAAACUUUUAUUGGCCAACAAGAGGUCAAAUUUAUUUUGAAGCUAAAAUAAACUCAUUAUUUCUGAUUAUUUCAAGUACUUGUACUAAACUGUAAAAAAAAAGCAUUUGUACCUUUUUUUUUUUUCCCUGAGAAAACAGACAACUUGGGUUUAUUUUUUGAGUGGCAGUUCAUAUUUAUCUAACCUGGUGUUUCUACAGGGUGCUUAGAAAGCAACAUAAAGGUCCUUAUCAUUCCUUAUUCUGUAUUUUAUUUGUGUGUGUGUGUGUGUGUGUGUGUUUGUGUGUGUGUGUGUGCGUGUGUGUGCGUGUGUGUGUGUGUGUGGCAGUGUUAAUGUCAGCAUUGUUCUUGCUCAUAGUAUUUAUUACUCUAGGUUUGUAAAUGUCGUUACCUUGUGCAACAGGAUGAUUGUUCAGAUACGUAUGUUUGUUUUGAUUUGAGGGUUUAUCUCCAGURUCACUCUCCAUUCCAAAGUGGUGAUCAAUAGUUGUGACAAACAGACAAAAUGUUCCUGUUUUAUGGACAAAUAUAAUAAAAUAAAAGGGAUUUAUAAACAGAAGUUGAAUAAACUUUUCUAGACAGA